AUGCAAACUCCGUCUUCUGGUACGGCCACGCCGGCCGACAUAGAGGAUGGACGUGGCCAUAUUCAAAAGCGAUUGACGGUUACGUUCCGCAAUCUCUCCGUCCGAGUGACGGCACCCGAGUCGGCGUUGGGAAGCACGUUAUGGUCAGAGGUUGAUCCCCGCCGGUUUAGUGGACUAUUAAAAAGCAACCAAAGGCCCAAAAGGACAAUUUUGAAUAAUAUCUCGGGCCAGGUGAAUCCUGGAGAAAUGCUGUUAGUUCUUGGCCGCCCUGGAUCCGGUUGUACAUCGCUUCUACGUGUCCUGUCCAAUGACCGGGACACGUUCGAUGAAGUUGUGGGUGAAGUCAGAUAUGGAAGCAUGGGCCAUAAAGAGGCCCAGCGAUUUCGCCAACAGAUCAUGUUCAACAAUGAGGAUGAUUUACAUUUCCCAACCUUAACCGUGAACCGUACGAUGAAGUUUGCGCUUCGAAACAAAAUUCCUAAUGAGCGCCCUGAGCACAUGAAAAGGCGGGAGGAUUUUUUGCAGGAGAAGAGGACUGGCAUUCUGCAGUCUUUGGGUAUCGAACACACCAAGAAAACUUUGGUCGGAAACGAAUUUAUUCGAGGGGUAUCCGGAGGAGAACGAAAAAGAGUCUCGUUGGCCGAAGUGAUGGCGGGCCAGAGUCCUGUCCAGAUGUGGGACAAUCCGAUCCGUGGUCUCGACUCCAAAUCUGCGGUGGAAUUUGCGCGAACGUUACGACGUGAAGCGGAUGAGAACCAGAGAACAAUCAUCGCGACAAUGUAUCAAGCGGGAAACCGUAUCUACGACGAGUUCGACAAAAUUAUGGUGCUGGCUGAAGGUCGCGUGACAUACUAUGGAGCUCGCGAUCUUGCGCGGAAAUACUUUGAAGACCUGGGGUUUGUUUGUCCCCAAGGCGCCAACAUCGCCGAUUUCCUUACCUCGGUCACGGUCACCACCGAACGCAUAAUUCAGCCUGGAAGAGAAGACACAGUCCCCAGCACACCGGAAGAGUUUGAAUCUCGAUAUGUCAAUAGCUCCACAUUUCAAGUCCAACUUAACUCCAUGAAGCCACCCGAGAAAUUGGGCUACGAGGCGGAAGAUAUGAUGAUGGCGGUGGCAAGUGAGAAACGGAAGCAGCAUGUUCCUCGCCAGCAAAGCGUUUACACAGCCACAAUAUGGGACCAGAUUGGGGCCUGUACUCUGCGGCAGUUCCAGAUCAUGUGGGGAGAUAAAUUUUCCCUGGUGAUUAAAGUCUCCUCUGCGACCAUUCAAGCUCUGGUGUGUGGUAGCCUUUUCUAUAACCUCCCCGAAGACAGCUCUUCUAUUUUCAUGCGCCCGGGUGUGCUUUUUUUCCCGGUGCUUUAUUUCCUCCUCGAGUCCAUGUCCGAGACUACCGCAUCGUUUAUGGGCCGUCCGAUUCUCUCUCGCCAGAAACGCUUUGGCUUCUACCGUCCUACGGCCUAUUGCAUCGCGAAUGCCAUUACCGAUAUUCCCGUGGUGAUGAUUCAGGUUACCUGUUUCUCUCUCAUCUUAUAUUUUUUGGCUGCACUCCAGAUGGAUGCCGGUCGCUUUUUCACUUUUUGGAUCAUCGUUAUUGCCCAGACUCUGUGCUUCACACAGCUAUUCCGCUCCGUCGGCGCGGUGUGCAAAAAGUUUGGCAAUGCCUCAAAAAUCUCGGGGUUGCUGUCCACCAUUUUUUUUGUGUACGGAGGUGCCUACGCGUUUGAAGCACUAAUGGCCAAUGAGUUCGUCGGGCGCCAGCUGAAGUGUGUUCAGCCGGAUUACAUCCCAUAUGGGAGCUCAUAUUCAAGUGACGCAUCUCCGUAUCGGGGAUGCUCAGUCCUGGGCAGCGAUAAGAACGGCGUCAUCGAUGGAGCGGCAUACAUCCGCGAGCAAUACAACUACUCUGUUCACCAUAUAUGGAGGAGUUUUGGUAUUAUCGUGGGAUUCUGGGCUUUCUUCAUUUUCUUGACCGCCGUUGGCUUUGAAAUGCGAAACAGUCAGGGUGGUUCGUCGGUUCUACUCUACAAGCGCGGGAGCAAAAGAAGCGCCCACCACGACGAAAGCAACCAGCGGUCCUCCCAGCAAAAAGGAGAUCCAAUGGCGCUGUCGGGAUCCGUGAAACAUUCGACUUUUACAUGGAGUAAUCUAGACUAUCUCGUUCCAUUCCAUGGUGAAAAGAAGCAGUUGUUGAACAAAGUGUUUGGCUUCGUGAAGCCAGGGAGCCUCGUGGCGUUGAUGGGAGCUUCGGGAGCAGGUAAAACAACUCUUUUGGACGUCCUUGCCCAACGGAAAGAUAGCGGAGAGAUUUAUGGCUCAAUUCUCAUUGACGGCCGACCGCAAGGGAUAAGCUUCCAACGAACAACAGGCUAUUGCGAGCAAAUGGAUGUCCACGAGGCCACAGCAACUGUCAGAGAAGCUUUGGUUUUUUCCGCCGUUCUUCGACAACCGUCUGCCAUUUCCUAUGAGGAAAAGAUUUCCUACGUGGAUCAUAUUAUUGAGCUUCUGGAGCUGAGUGGUAUCAGUGACGCGCUGAUUGGAGUGCCUGGUGCAGGAUUAAGCAUCGAGCAACGGAAGCGAGUAACCCUAGGGGUUGAGCUUGCGGCUAAACCAACUUUGCUGUUCUUGGACGAGCCAACAUCUGGCUUAGAUGGCCAGUCUGCUUACAACAUUGUUCGCUUUCUGCGAAAGCUUGUGAAUGGAGGUCAAGCUGUUUUAAAGUGCACAAUUCACCAGCCGUCGGCAGUCUUAUUCAAUGCGUUUGACGGUCUUCUCCUCCUCGCCAAGGGUGGGAAUAUGACAUAUUUUGGAGAAACUGGAAAAGACUCACAGAAGAUAUUGGAUUAUUUUGCCCGUCACGGUGCCCCAUGCCCACAUGAUGUCAAUCCAGCCGAGCACAUUAUCGAUGUGGUCCAGGGCAAGGCUUCAGGACAGGUUGACUGGAUCGAAACGUGGAAUCAAUCGGAAGAUCGCAAGAUGGCGCUCGCGGAGCUUGAGUCGCUAAACCAAACCAGUAGAUUGGACCCAGGUUAUGUGGAGGAUACGGCGGACUAUGCAACUUCGCAUUGGUUUCAGUUUGUCACAGUCUCAAAGCGCCUUACGGUACAGAUUUGGCGUUCUCCGGAUUAUAUGUGGAACAAAAUUAUUCUGCACAUUUUUGCUGCGCUCUUCAGUGGAUUUACUUUUUGGAAAAUUGAAGAUGGUACCUUCUCUCUCCAACUGCGAUUGUUUGCCAUUUUCAACUUCAUCUUCGUCGCUCCAGGGUGUAUCAACCAGAUGCAACCCUUCUUUCUGCACAACCGUGACAUUUUCGAGACACGCGAGAAGAAGUCCAAGACAUAUCACUGGCUUGCCUUCAUUGGAGCCCAGACAGUCACCGAAAUCCCAUACCUCAUCAUUUGUGCCACUCUAUACUUCCUGUGUUGGUAUUUCACAGCAGGGUUCCCAACUUUGCCCAGCAUAUCCGGUCACGUUUAUCUCCAGAUGAUCUUUUACGAGUUCUUGUACACUUCCAUUGGUCAGGCAAUCGCAGCGUACGCGCCUAAUGAAUACUUUGCUGCCGUCAUGAACCCCGUAUUGAUCGGGGCAGGCUUGGUCAGCUUUUGUGGCGUGGUCGUCCCAUACGCCCAGAUGCAACCUUUCUGGAGAUACUGGAUAUACUACUUGGAUCCGUUUACCUACCUUGUUGGCGGUCUUCUUGGCGAGGUAUUAUGGGACGUUCCUGUGAAAUGUGAGCCAUCAGAAUAUGUGCGCUUCAAUGUCCCCUCCGGUCAGACGUGCGGGGAAUACAUGGCCGAAUUUCUGGUAUCACAAUCCGGCUACCUUCUGGAUGGAAAUUCCACCGAAACCUGUUCGUUCUGCCAGUAUUCCAAGGGCGCAGACUACGCCCAGACCUUCAAUCUCAAGGAAAAUUACUAUUCUUGGCGAGACACCGGUAUCACAGCAUUGUUCUGCGUUUCAUCGUACGCCUUGGUUUUCCUGAUGAUGAAAUUGAGAAGCAAAAAGACGAAGAGUGCCCGAUCCGAGUAA
Molecule: messenger RNA, 4029 nt
Organism: Penicillium riverlandense
Lineage: Eukaryota; Fungi; Ascomycota; Eurotiomycetes; Eurotiales; Aspergillaceae
Product: putative ABC multidrug transporter
Exons: 14
Coding region: 1-4029 (1342 amino acids)
Biological process (GO): transmembrane transport
Cellular component (GO): membrane
Molecular function (GO): ATP binding; ATP hydrolysis activity; ABC-type transporter activity
Source: RefSeq, a predicted model, not a curated record